This is a messenger RNA of Penicillium olsonii, 3201 nucleotides long. The record is from the annotation of a GenBank genome assembly. Lineage: Eukaryota; Fungi; Ascomycota; Eurotiomycetes; Eurotiales; Aspergillaceae.
AUGACGAACCGGCGUUUCUUUGUUGGACCAAUCCCGGAGGGUUGGUUACAGGGCCAUCGCAAGUCUUGGUACAGGUCUCGACUGAGACUGAGGAACUACACAUCUCAGGCCAUUUCAUUCUCAGCAGGCCCUGUUGCUACCCAUUAUAGCGAACAAGACAAUCAGCCCGCGCCCUUGUUGCCGGAUUUGGAUGAAGAGGUAGCUUUGACACUUACCAACACAGAAAACGCCGCUGCCGAAGACGUGGACUUUGAAAUCGAAGAAGAGCUGCAGCAAGACCACGCUGCGCCUGAGCCUGUGGGGGAAUUGAGAACACUCACUCAUCCCGAAGCCGAGGUUGAAGUCACCAGCGAUGAUCAAGUACCGGAAGAGCAUACCGAGGCCGGAGAAAAUGAGUGGGAAGAUGGAGAAGAUGAAGAGGACAGUGGAGAGGACAGUGGGGAGGACACGGACAGCACCCCUAAGGCGAGGCCAAUAAGACAUGACGAUGUCUAUGACAAUGAUCUCGCUUCGUCUUCUUUUGUAACGGCAAGAGAAGACAUUGCUAGCUCAGCAGACACCGGACAAUCGAUGGCCACCAUACGGGCUAAUAAACUGGAACUACCUGAGGAGCGUUCAAAACCACAGAGCUCACAUCAAACAAAUGUGACAGGUGAGGGCUCUCAUAGCCCAUUGACCCCCAAUCCUUCUGUGGGCCCAAGCGAGGCCGAUUCCACCACACAACUGUUACGGACACAGUUCAAGGACAAAGGCAAACAGAGGAGCAAGACAUCGGGUGUCUCUCGGGCGACUCUUCAGCAUCACGAGCCGCAAGAUGAAGACGGAGAUGAUGCCGGAGACCCGCAGAUACAGCGAAGGCUCACCAGGAAAAUGGCAAAGCUCAACCUGGAUGACAAUCUUAAGCACAAGCAACAAAGACUGCGGACCCGAAUUGCCAAAACUCAGGGCACUAUCUCUGCCAACCGGCCGCGCCGGCGGAAGGUGCAAGAUGGAGAAAUUGUCAAAGCCGAAAAGAUGCUGGUUUGUGUCGAGGAGACUAUGCAGAGUACACUCCCCGCCGACUAUAAUGAAAAUGACAGUCUUCGCAUGGAAACGCGAAGUGUCGAUAAAUGGAGAGAGUUCCUCGUCGUCUGUCGCAAAAGCUCGGCAGAGCAUACGCCGUUCGCUAUUCAAAUGUAUCGCACCCGUGUGAUUCCUGACGUACAACGGCCAAACAGCAAAACACCGCCUUAUUACGAAGUGCGGCUCAAUCAUAAGACCACGCACGUCAAUCUUUAUUCUCCUUUGGACAAGACUAUCGUCAUUUGGUAUCCUCGAAGACGAGGAACUAAGAUCUUCAUCCUCCGCCCCAAGUCAGCUGCUCACUCCGCGGAAUGGUAUACAUUCGUCCGGCAGGUUCUAGGAUGGCGGCGUCCGACCUCACUCCCGAUCCACGUACCCGACCUGGGUGUUUCGCUCGUAUUCAAAAAUCCUUUCAGCCAGCGUGAGGCAGCCCUGAAGGCAGAUAACUCCGACAGCGACCAAAACGGAGCAUCAGCGGAGCGUCAAGAAUUGGAUGUCAAGUUUGCUGCUGCAAACAUCAUUCGAGGGUGUAUGGAAAUGUUGGAAGGUCGUCCCGAGUGGGCCGAAGUUCUAAAGGCAUGGUCAAAAACCGAGAAAAUGGGCCUUGCAUGGAAAAGAUAUGACCGGCUUGAAUGGGUUUUUGGAGUCAACGAAGAGAAGAUGUACGGGACUAUUGCAAUGCAGUCAUCCCACGAGCUUGAGCUACGGCCAAGACAUCACUAUUCUACUGCGAUUCGCCACCGCAGUGGUAAAGAAGAGGAGCCCGAGCCGAUUGAGGGGUUCCUAGUUCGUUUGACAUCUCAAAGGGGCGCGCACCAGCGGAUGAACCGCAUGUUCUUCAAGAGACUUUACUUCUUCAGUCAAGAUCAUCACCUAUUCUUCUGUCGACCGGCCAAGGCUUUACCGCCUGCACCACCAAAAUGUGCCCCGAGAGCAGACGAAAGUGUGCCGUCUGCUCGUGAGAUUUUGGAUGCCAUGCCGCUAUCCUGGGACGUUAAUCCAUACCCGUUGCAAGAUGGCGAGAUAGCAUGGCUCUCGAACGGAAACAAGGACUUUGUCAAGAGACACGACGAAGAAGCUUAUGCACAUGUACAAAGAAACGUGCACAACAUAAGCAAUUCAGACGGGUACAUCGAUUUGUGCCGGGUGCAAGAAGUCCGCAACAUCCAUCGUGGCAGUUCCCCCGCUGAUCCCAACAUCCAAGAAGGUCCUUCGGUGGACUUCAAUCGCGAACCGAGAGACUCACGACAAGAAGACGGUGCAACACAAGACCUUGACGAUGAUCGCACAUUCGAAAUGGCUUUGGACAAUGGCCUCGUCAUUCGGCUCCAGGCCUACGAUUCUACCACAAGGGACGAGUGGGUUAAAAGGAUGAGUGCGCUAGUAAAAUACUGGCGCACACGUUGCGCUGAUGAUGCCAAGGAGCACAGAUUGAUGCGGCAGCGCAAUCUCAAGCUGUUAGACAUCGAUGAGGCUAUGGAAUCUAUUGUCGGGCAAUUCGCAAAGAAAUGGGAGGUGACAAAGGCUGAGGCUUCGCCGCACCUCCACAACAUGUGCUCGUUGGCAGGUUGUCGAACCAUCAAGAUGUCUGGUGAUCUAUUCCGCAAGCCCCGUCGGCACGCUACAUUCAAACAAUGCCAUCUGAUACUCACAGCUGGCAAGCUUCUUGUCUUCCGAAGCACGCUGCGUAAGCGCAAUGGUGUCGAGAUACCACACAUUCAUCAAGAACUUGAGGCAACCAUUGAGCUAGAGGAUUGCUAUAUUUACUCGGGACUACUUACGGAGAACGACUUGCUGUAUGCAAACCAAACAUUCGACAGCAACAAUCCUGGUCUCCAUGCUCUUCCCCGAGUGUAUCUUGACUCGGAUGCUUUCACGAGCCGCGACGAGGAUACCGCGAUCACCUUCGUGGUCUGGCAGCCCUUGAGCAAAAGCUACUUCCGGGCCCAGGAAGUCGGAGCGCAAGGUAAAGCCAAGCGCUCACUGCGCCACGUCUCAACACUGGGUAAACAUGGUCGCACGGUUGUUUUCAAGGCACGUAGUCGUGUCGAAAAGGACCGCUGGGUGAUGAGCAUUUCCUCGGAGAUUGAUCGUCUCCAAGAAGAGAAACAUGAAGAUAUACGGCUUGUUUCUCCCUAA